AUGGCUUCUCUGAUUCCAAAAGUGGUGCUCUCUCCCUUCGUGACCGGCCCUCUUCUCGCUGUUCUGGCGUUUGGGCCGCCGGAAGUGCGAGGACCAUUGGUUGAGAAGCUCGGCUCGAUCAAGGUACCCGUCGAUAUCCUUGUCACUGUGCUGAAGUUCCUCGUUCCGCUGGGCGUUGUAUCGCUUAUAAACAAUGUCCUCAAUGGAUGGGCGCUGCGCAAUUGGAAAUGGAGCAGCGAUAGUACCAAGGACUGGGUCUGGGGGCAAGAAGUGGCUGUGAUUACUGGAGGCUCCAACGGCAUUGGCGCCGCGACUGCUGAACGCCUGGCGCUCAGGGGAGUCAAGGUCGCUGUGCUCGAUGUCAUGGAUCUGAGUGCGGAACUCAAAGCUUCUCCGAACAUCAAAUAUUUCAACUGCGAUCUCCGCAACCGCGAGGCCGUGGCCAAGGCUGCCACAGAGGUCCGUUCCACCCUGGGUUCGCCGUCUAUCCUCGUCAACAAUGCGGGAAUCGGCAAUGCGGGUGACAUUCUCAACCUUACGCCUGGCGCUCUGCAUGCCAUCUUCGACAUCAACCUGAUCGCGCAAUGGUACACGAUCCAAGAGUUCCUGCCCGACAUGAUCAAGAAGAAGAAGGGCCACAUCAUGAGCGUGUCUAGCAUGAGCGCAUUCACCGGCAUUGCGGGCAUAUCAGACUAUUGCAGUAUCAAGGCAGCGCUGACGGCGUUUUAUGAAUCGCUGAACCAGGAGCUGAAACAUCGGUACCACUGCCCUGAGAUUCUCACCUCGAUUGUCUACCCGCUCUGGACCAGCACCCGACUGACGGAGCAGCUUGAGGAGGACAUCAAGAAGGCAUCCAAGACACCAAUCAUGAAGGUCGGCACCGUUGGAGAUGCCAUGUCGAAACAGAUUCUAGAGUGCAAGCGCGGCAGAAUCUUCCUGCCCAACCUGUUCUGGACCAGAGCCGCACCGGGUCUGCGUGGGUUGCCAUUGUGGCUUCAGGAACUUAUUCGUGACGACACGGCGAAGAUGGUGGUCCAGCAGGGAACAUCGUAUGAAAUGGGUAUGGAGAAGCAAUGAGCCGCAGCAUGGGGCCAGCCCAGGGGGAGCUGUAUUAUGUAGCCGAAGGAGCACGAAGAAGUGCCGAGAUAAGAAAAGACUCCAGAAUGCCGAGAAGAAAGUAAGGGCACGAAGGAAGCAGAGAGUGGAGGCCAAAUGGAUUUAGAUAUUUCAGAAUAUAACGCAAUAGAUAGAGAAUAAUG
This is a messenger RNA of Pseudovirgaria hyperparasitica, 1259 nucleotides long. Its product is annotated as estradiol 17-beta-dehydrogenase. Gene Ontology annotation, molecular function: oxidoreductase activity, acting on the CH-OH group of donors, NAD or NADP as acceptor. The transcript is spliced from 2 exons. The record is from RefSeq and is a predicted model, not a curated record. NCBI's taxonomy places the organism in Eukaryota, Fungi, Ascomycota, Dothideomycetes, Acrospermales, Acrospermaceae. Bases 1 to 1077 code for a protein of 358 amino acids.